GGCUAGCAUCCGAUUCGCUGGAAAUCCCUGGCCGGUAGUCUGAACACUGUCAAUGAGAUGUACGAUUCCCGUUGUGAUGGCGAGUGUUGGCGGAGUCGCGGACUCUGCCCUGUUCAUGCUGGUUGAGGACGUCGCGCAUGUGAGGGCCAGAAGAGGCAGGCAGAGUGUGUAAUCGGCACGGCGCGAACUCGGUAUAUACGUUGUGUCUGGCUGUUCUGACCUUCUCCAGAGCUGCUCUGGAUAUUCCCUACAAACGACAUACAGGCCACCACCUCGACUACACUGCAAUUCACCAUGGCGACAAACGGCAUCAAUGGACAUGGCGCUUUCAAGCUACUCGAGCAGCCGGCGUACACCCCCACCAGGAAGAUGCGCGUUGUCUGCGUCGGCGCUGGGUUCUCAGGUCUCAUGGUUGCGCAUAAGGUCCAGCAUGAGCUGAAGCUCGAGGAUGAAGUUGACUUGGCGAUCUUCGAUCGUAACCAUGACAUUGGUGGCACGUGGCUGGAGAACACGUACCCUGGAGCUGGAUGUGAUAUCCCUUCUCAUACCUACGUAUUGCCCUUCGAAGGCAACCCGGACUGGUCUUCGUUCUAUGCUGGCCAGGAGGAGAUCCUCGCAUACAUCAAGCGUACGGCCGACAAGUACAACCUGCGCAAGUACGUGCAGCUGAACACGACAAUCCUGGAAGCGAUCUGGAAUGAGGAUGCUGCGGCAUGGAAGCUCAAGGUGGAGCAGGGCGGCGAGGUCAAGGAGGUUGAAGCGGACUUUUUGAUCAAUGGCGGAGGUUUCCUCAAUAAGUGGAAGUGGCCAAAUGUCAAGGGCCUUGAUGAGUACAAGGGCAAGCUGGUUCACACAGCCAAGUGGGACCCCGACUACGACUACACCGGGAAGAAGGUCGCCGUGAUCGGUAAUGGGUCGUCCGGCAUCCAGGUCGUGCCGGCGAUGCAACCCAAAGUCGAGAAGCUCGUCAAUUUUGUGCGACAGCGCACAUGGAUUUCGGUCAACUUUUUGGGUGAAAAGACGCCAGCAGGCGUCAAUUUCAAGUACAGCGAGGAACAAAAGAAGACGUGGAGAGAAGACCCCAAGGCUCUCUACCAGUACCGUAAGGAGCUGGAGCAAGGAGUGAAUGCGUUCUACUAUGUGAUGUGCCUUGAUCAUCCUCUCCAGCAGUUCUACGAGGGCCUAUGCAGGGAUAAGAUGCAUACGUCGACGAUCAAUGCGCCCGAGCUCGAGAAGAGAACAGUUCCCGAGUACCGUCCUGGCUGUCGUCGCCUUUCCCCUGGUGAGGGCUACUUGGAGGCGUUGCAGCAACCCAACUGCAAGGAUAGCUGGGAUGUGAUUGAGUCCUUUACGGAGAAGGGCAUCAAGACCGUCGAUGGCCAAAUCCAAGAAUUCGACAUGAUCGUCUGUGCCUCUGGCUUCGACAGUUCUUGGAUCCCGCAGUUCAAGAUGGUCGGCCGAGACGGUGCUACUCUGAAUGAGAUGUGGAAGGACGACCCGCGAGCCUUUUUCGCUACACAAGUCGAGAAUUUUCCGAAUUACGGCAUCGUGAACGGCCCGAACCCGCCCAUCUCGCACGGCUCCGUCCUUUCUGAGAUGGACUUUAUCAUUUCGUACCUUAUGAAGUGGAUCAUGAGGAUGAAUCGUCAAAACAUUCGGACAAUUGAAGUGAAGAAGGAGGCGGUUGACGACUUUAACGAAUACUCUCAAGAGCUCCUCAAGCGGACUGUGUGGUCCGGCGAUUGCCGCACUCUAUAUAAAAAUGGUCGUGCAACCGGAAAGGUCACCGGCGUUUACGCUGGAUCAAUAAUGCACUUCAAGAACGGUCUUGACAAUGUGGGCGGAGAGCAUUUCGACAUCACUUGGAGGUCGAGGAACCGCUUCCAGUGCUUGGGCAAUGGCACGGCGGAGGGUGAUGCCAACGGCUCAGGAAACCUAGCACCGUACUUCACGGAGGCUUUUGCAAACUGCUAGAAGGCUCAUGUUGAAUGGACAGGGUGUAAACGUUGCCGAGAUGCAGUAAUGCAGGUUGCAGAUCGAGGAACGGGACACGGUGAUUAACAGUGUCAUAACACUUGUUGAACUCAGGCUGUUUGUCAUCAAUUGAAAGUAAAAGAGUCCUCAACGAAGAUACCCUCAUGAUUAGUGUGUCAUGACCUGAUCGAUCUAUUAAUAGCCCACCCGAG
Messenger RNA from Emericellopsis atlantica, 2186 nucleotides. RefSeq lists its product as uncharacterized. Bases 295 to 1974 code for a protein of 559 amino acids. The transcript has 8 exons. Gene Ontology annotation, molecular function: N,N-dimethylaniline monooxygenase activity; NADP binding; flavin adenine dinucleotide binding. The record is from RefSeq and is a predicted model, not a curated record. NCBI's taxonomy places the organism in Eukaryota, Fungi, Ascomycota, Sordariomycetes, Hypocreales, Bionectriaceae.